AUGCGGUUUCUGGGCAUUGUGCCCCAGCCUUCUCCAGUGUUUUCUGGCCUCCACUACUUUCCUGAUCAACUGAGUAAUCGGCACUACCGGAAGAAAACCCAGGCUAGCGACUGGCGGUUCUGCCCAUUGCUGCAGCUCUCCCAGCUUCUUUCCCUGCUUUUGCUUUUCCCUUCCCCCGCUCCUAUCCUCCUGCCCUACAACCCGGCCACCGCCCAGCUGAGCCCCUGCGGCUCCACCGCCGCAGAAGGUGCACUGGAGGCCCUGCCCAUUGCCCUCUCCGGGGGAUGCCGAGAAAUCAAUGUGAAUAAACGCUUUUCAGGGCUCUUCAAAGGACUAAAAGCUAAAGGCGACGAUAGAUUCAUUCAACAAGUCCUAGUCGUGCGCCCUGGUGAGGGCCAGACCCUGCUCCACGCGAGGGGCCCCACGAGCCACGCUCACCACCAUUCCUACCCCGGUGGAGCCCCCGUGCGGGACACAGGAUACGAAGACGGCAGCGGAAGCUCCGCAGCGGCCUUAAAGGCGACUGGGCAGGGUGGGCACAGGCUCCCUCACUGGGUGAAGGCGGCACAAAGAACCAUCCUGGGAGUCCACGGGGCGUUCAGCGUCUCUUGGGCCCCCAGGCGGCUCAGAUCCGGGUCGCGGGGCUCAGGUCCGGGUCGCGGGCCGGGGCUUUUCCAGGGGCUUCUGAAGCAGGCGAGGGGCAAGGUCGUCCUGGUUCCAGAAUCUCCCAACCUGCGGGUCUCCGGCGAGACCAACACGAUUCACCGCUCUAAUCUCUCCAGUUUUCCAAUUCCUUGCACAGUUGUACUGUGUGGUGGGCUCUGAGGAUGGAAGGGUUGGGGAGUGUUUGGUGAGUGCACCCUUCCUAUAGCGCCCAGAAGGAGGUAAACUACGUGUCUCUGUGGCACAAUCGGUUAGCGCGUUCGGCUGUUAAUCCAAAGGUUGGUGGUUAGAGCCCACUGA
Messenger RNA from Cercocebus atys (sooty mangabey), 963 nucleotides. RefSeq lists its product as uncharacterized. The transcript has 4 exons. The record is from RefSeq and is a predicted model, not a curated record. Bases 1 to 825 code for a protein of 274 amino acids. NCBI's taxonomy places the organism in Eukaryota, Metazoa, Chordata, Mammalia, Primates, Cercopithecidae.